UGUUUCCCCUGGUCUGUGCUGUGCAAAACUAUGCAUGGGGUAAGCGAGGCCGGGACAGCCAAGUUGCCAAGUUCUUAGAAAGCAAUGACCCUGUGGCACAGAUUGAAGCUGACAAACCAUACGCUGAGCUCUGGAUGGGUGCGCACCCCAAGGGAGAUGCAGUCAUUCUGGAUAACCGCAUUCCCCAAAAGGCUUUAAGCCGGUGGAUCACAGAUAACCCUGCCUGCCUGGGUUCAAAGGUGAAGGACACCUUUCAAGGUCAGCUGCCUUUCCUCUUCAAAGUGCUGUCGGUCAAUUCCGCUUUGUCCAUCCAGGCACAUCCUACCAAGGAACUGGCAGAGAAACUUCAUGCUCAAUAUCCAGAGCACUACCCAGAUGCCAAUCACAAGCCUGAGAUGGCCAUCGCCCUAACUCCCUUUGAGGGCCUGUGCGGUUUCCGGCCUGUGGAAGAGAUUGUAGGUUUCCUCCAGAAUGUCCCUGAAUUUCGAGCUCUGAUCGGGAGUGUGGCGGCGGAACAACUGGAGCGAAGCGUGAGGGACGACCCCCGAGGCGUGUCAGCUGCUCUGCGGAUUUGCUUCACCAGGAUGAUGAAGAGCGAGAAGAAAGUCUUUGUGGAUCACCUCAACCUGCUGGUCAAGCGGAUUUCCCGGGAAGCUGCUGCAGGGAGAGAUAUUUCAGCCAGUUGUGGUGAACUGCUUCUCAAGUUGCACUCCCAGUUCCCAGGAGAUAUCGGUUGCUUCGUUAUCUACUUCCUGAACCAGAUGAAGCUGCAGCCUGGGGAAUGCAUGUUUCUGGGAGCAAAUGAACCUCACGCGUACCUCUACGGAGACUGCAUUGAAUGUAUGGCUUGUUCUGACAACACGGUGCGCGCUGGUCUGACGCCCAAAUUCAUUGAUGUUCUGACCCUGUGCGAAAUGUUGAACUACGCACCCGCUCCUCCCAACUCAAAGUUGUUGGCCCCCACUCAAAGCCGCCUGGAUCCUUGCGUCUCCCUGUAUGACCCACCCAUUCCUGAUUUUGCUGUCAUGAGGAUAGAGAUCCCUUCCUCCGUCAAGCUGUACCUUGUUUCGGCCAUCGACUCAGCAAGCAUCUUGCUGGUGGUCCGGGGCUCAGCCGUUGGCACUUCCACGGCAGCUGGGUCUGAAAUGGCUCUACGCCCAGGUGCUGUCCUUUUCAUGUCUGCCAACGAGAGCGUCUCAUUGCAUUUCUCGUCGGCCAAGGGGAUGCUUCUCUUUCGGGCCUGCUGCCUCUUAUAACAAGGGACACCGAGCUCUUUUCCUCCUUCGUGUGACUCAGCUUAAGAUCAAUAGAAACUGCACUUUGCUCUACGUGUCUCCAGUUUGUUCCACCCUUCGAGUCAUCACAUUCAAAGCCUUCAAGGACUGAGGCUCAGGCUACUUAUGCGUAUCAACUGUUUUCUCUCCUCGGUUGGCUUUCGGCCAAUGCCACCAUCUGUUAAUUGCUCUGAAAUGUGGGGUUGGAAAUGCUCUAGUCGCCCUGCUGCCCCCUAGGCGGAGGCACACAGAGGCUGCGGGCAAUGUUUUGUUUUCUGCUGCCACAGACUGAGUUGCCAAAGAACAUAAUGUCUCAAUAGAUGCU
This is a messenger RNA of Python bivittatus (Burmese python), 1599 nucleotides long. Lineage: Eukaryota; Metazoa; Chordata; Lepidosauria; Squamata; Pythonidae. The record is from RefSeq and is a predicted model, not a curated record.